CUCGGACUCUCGGCUCCUGGGAGCCCCGUCUGCCAGUCUCUGCUGCCGGAGGAUUGGGGGGCCCAGGGCCCAGUGUGGGGGGGCUCAGCCAUCGGGUUCCUGGCUCUGGCUCCGGCCGCCAUUUUGUGACGGAGUACAGAGCUUGGGCCCCUGGGAGCCCAUGUGACUGGCCCUCGGCUGGGAGAAGAGCUGCCCCCGGCCCGGGUAUAGAGGGCUGGGGGCGGGGAGGCUGCUCCCUGGACAGGAAAAAUAACUCAUUGCCCAUGAGAAGUUCUUCACUCUUUCAUGAUCUGUGACCAGCUGGCUGCCAUAAUGGAUGAGCAGCAAGCGCUGAACUCCAUCAUGCAGGACUUGGCUGAACUGCACAAAGCUAGCAGACCUGCUAUAGUCCUGCAGGAAACGGCCGUCUCCAAGUCCACGUCUCCUAAGAAGCAGAAUGAUGUGCGUGUUAAAUUUGAACAUCGAGGUGAAAAAAGAAUCCUACAGUUCCCGCGACCAGUGAUGCUUCAAGACCUUUUUGCAAAGGCGAAGGUUGCAUUUGGGCAAUGUAUGGACCUACAUUACAGCAAUAACGAGCUGGUAAUUCCCUUAAAAACACAGGAUGACCUGGACAAGGCUGUCGAACUGCUUGAUCGAAGCACUCAUAUGAAGAGCCUUCGAAUACUGCUGGUUCUACAUGGCUCCAACCAGACCCCUCCGUUUAAUGACAUGGAGCUGGGGCCAUCUCUGCAGGAUCUGGAUAAUACCGUUUUUGGGCCAGUGGAACGAAAGAGCAAGACGUCUAUUAUAGUUGGUACGCAGAGUGGAGAUCGAACCUCCCCUCCUCCAGGAUACAUUCCAGAAGAAUUGCACCCUUGUGUCCGAAACGGAUCUUUUACAAGCAUAAACAGCGAAGGGGAAUUCAUCCCUGAAAGCAUGGACCAAAUGCUUGACCCUUUGUCUUUGAGCAGCCCUGAAAACUCUGGCUCUGGUAGUUGUCCAUCCCUUGACAGCCCUUUAGAUGGAGAGAGUUAUCCGAAAUCUCGAAUGCCGAGAGCUCAGAGCUACCCAGAUAAUUACCAGGAGCUUUCAGAGUAUGACAUUCCAGUAUUUGAGAAGUUUGGGAAAGGUGGCACGUACCCACGAAGAUACCAUGUUUCAUAUCACCACCAGGAUUAUAGUGAUGGGCGCAAAACCUUCCCAAGAGCCCGACGGACCCAAGCUAACACUUUCCGAUCCCCAGUCAGUUUCAGCCCAACAGAUCACUCGCUAAGUACAAGUAGUGGUAGUAGUGUCUUCACUCCAGAGUAUGAGGACAGCCGCCCGAGGAGAAGAGGCAGCGACAUAGAUAACCCAACCUUGACUGUAAUGGACAUCAGUCCACCCAGCCGGUCGCCACGUGCACCAUCUAACUGGAGGCUUGGCAAACUGCUGGGCCAGGGGGCUUUUGGAAGAGUCUUCCUGUGCUAUGACGCUGAUACUGGCCGAGAGUUGGCUGUGAAACAAGUCCAGUUUGACCCAGACAGUCCGGAAACGAGUAAGGAGGUAAAUGCUCUGGAGUGUGAAAUUCAGCUGCUGAAGAACCUCUUGCAUGAGAGAAUUGUUCAGUAUUAUGGCUGCUUGCGAGAUUCACAAGAAAAGACGCUGUCCAUAUUUAUGGAGUACAUGCCAGGGGGAUCUAUAAAAGACCAGCUCAAGGCAUAUGGCGCACUUACUGAACAUGUAACCCGAAAAUACACCCGGCAGAUCCUCGAGGGUGUUCAUUAUUUGCACAGUAACAUGAUUGUUCACAGAGAUAUCAAAGGCGCAAACAUUCUGCGAGAUUCAUCAGGAAACGUAAAAUUGGGUGAUUUUGGUGCUAGCAAGCGACUUCAGACCAUUUGCCUUUCAGGAACUGGGAUGAAGUCCGUCACUGGGACCCCCUAUUGGAUGAGUCCAGAAGUUAUCAGUGGAGAGGGCUACGGGAGGAAAGCGGAUAUCUGGAGUGUCGGAUGUACUGUUGUGGAAAUGCUAACAGAGAAACCUCCUUGGGCAGAGUUUGAAGCCAUGGCUGCAAUCUUUAAAAUCGCCACGCAGCAAACCAACCCUCAGCUGCCAGCGCACGUUUCGGAGCAUUGCCGGGAUUUUCUGAAAAGGAUUUUUGUAGAGGCCAAACAGAGACCCUCCGCGGAGGAACUUCUGAGGCACACAUUUGCCCAGUAUCACUAGCGACUUGGCUUUAACACCUCUUCUGUUUUGUGGCAGUUUCUCUCCUUUCUUCCAAAGGUGAUGGCACUUUAAAAGCCAAUUGGACACACAAAAGAAUGACAAGAGAGAUUCAUGCUGUCCUCUCGAUUCUAAUCUUCGUGGAGACCCGUAGAUUAUGUUUUUAUUUGUGUAUGUGGACAGGACUUUUUGCGUUCAACACUUGGUACUUGUUUUUAUUCAUGGUACUGCUGCGUUUUUCCCCCAGUCUAAGCACUUUAGUACAAUUUCCAUUCCUUUUCCUCUGGUAAAAAAAAAAAAAAAAUACAAAAAACCUACAGGUACAAAAGGCCAAAACUCCUAGUUGUGAACGACUCGUACAUGCGGAUCUGUACGUUUUGGUUUUGAUCCGAGGCAGCUCUGUUUUGCUUUAUUUUUCUUAGGACAACCAGUGGUACAAUUACACCUGGUUCAAGCAAUUGCUUGGGAUCAGAACUUUAAUAUCUUAAUCAGGUUUGAGUAUCUAUCUCUUAAUCCUGCCUUCUUCUAACUUCACGAUAACCUUAUUAAACCUGCGUAGGAGUGCUACGGUAAUAAGACUGUUUAGCAAAGGAGCCUAGAGGAACCUUUCUAGAACGGUUAAAGGGAAUCUACCACCAUUGUUUUCAAACACAGCCUUCUGUAGUCUAACAAACUUCCUAUAAGGUGCCAAUUUCAUUUUUUUUUUUACUUUUUUUUUUUUUAAAGCUAUUUUAAGUUCCUACGGUUAAGUUCUGAUGAACUGGUUUAUUGUAAUUUCUCACAUUCAAGGAAGAGGGGAACAAUGGGCUCCAAUAUUGCACUAAUUAUGUGGCAUCAGGAAUGAGUUAUGAAAAUAAUCUGAAAAACCCUGAUACAUAAAGGAUAUCUGCUUUCUAAUGCCUAAUCCCACUGGAAUUGGCCAGCAUGUCUGGACAUUUAAUUAAUCCAUCCAUUGAACACCUAGGGAGAAAGGGGAAGGGGGGGGGUUGCAAAUAGGAUUGGUGGAUUUGUCUGUGACAUCGGAGUAGAAAUAUUUAACUACCAGACUUAAUAUGUCUAAACUGCAAUUUAUGCAGAUUUUUUAGGUGACAGAUGUACUUAAAUGACUAUUUAGAAGAGACUAUGUGGUCACUGAGACCUGAUGAGUUCCUCUUGGGUUCUAGAUAAAAGAAAAUGUGUCUAAUGCUUGUUUUACUCCAACAUACGCCAUGUAUUUUUUAAUGUGUAAACACAUUUUCAUUUAGAUUCUCUUUAGGAUUUUACUUGAAAAUUCUACCAAAUAUAUGUUGCAAAGGUU
Pelobates fuscus (common spadefoot toad) is the source of this 3481-nucleotide messenger RNA. RefSeq names its product mitogen-activated protein kinase kinase kinase 2 (gene MAP3K2). Gene Ontology annotation, biological process: cellular response to stress; protein phosphorylation. The transcript is spliced from 17 exons. The coding region runs from base 286 to 2187 and encodes 633 amino acids. NCBI's taxonomy places the organism in Eukaryota, Metazoa, Chordata, Amphibia, Anura, Pelobatidae. The record is from RefSeq and is a predicted model, not a curated record. Gene Ontology annotation, molecular function: protein binding; MAP kinase kinase kinase activity; ATP binding.